AACCAGCCCGUUACAUUUUGUCUUUUUUUUUUCUUGCGGCACAUGGUCUGCUAAUGAGGCAAUGUACGUACGGUACGGUGCGGUACGGUCUACGUCCGUUGAUGUAUACAUGAACGUAUGUUGAUGGUAUCGUCUGCGCGCUGCAUGUAUGUCGGAGCUGACUCAACUCGGUCUUCACCAGAUCUCGACUAGCACUAGCUGAAAGGGGAGGAAAUUUGGCAGUUGCUCUCUGUGUCAUAGCAAAAGGAGCUACCGAGCAUGGGGGACAUCGGGAAUCGAGAGGACUUGGUCUAUAUGGCCAAGCUAGCUGAGCAGGCUGAGAGAUAUGAUGAAAUGGUGGAUUACAUGAAGAAGGUGGCAGAGCUGAGUGAAGAACUGAGCGUUGAGGAGAGGAACCUGCUGUCGGUGGCCUACAAAAACAAGAUUGGCGCCAGGAGAGCAUCUUGGAGGAUAGCAAGUAGCCUGGAGCUGUCGGAGGAGAAGAAAGACCCCAACUCAACCAAACUUACUCUGAUGAAGGAGUACAGAGAAGAGAUUGAGAAAGAGCUUUCAGAUGUAUGCACAGAUGUCCUGCUUGUGAUCGACAAAUAUCUCAUUCCAUCAGCCAGCAAUUCUGGUGACGAGCCACAGGUUUUCUAUUACAAAAUGAAGGGCGAUUACCACAGAUACCUAGCCGAAUAUGCUGUUGGCAACACAAGGAAGGAGGCGGCAGAGAACAGCCUAGUGGCGUACAAAGCAGCCAGUGAGAUCGCCAACAAUCUGGAACCGACCAACCCCAUCCGGCUGGGGCUGGCGCUCAACUUCUCGGUGUUCUACUACGAGAUCCUGAACUCGCCGGGGAGGGCCUGCAGAUUGGCCCGGAUGGCUUUUGAUAAUGCCAUCGCCGAGCUGGACACGCUUAAUGAGGACAGCUAUAAAGAUUCCACCUUGAUUAUGCAGUUGCUACGAGACAACCUAACGCUGUGGACAAAUGACGCAGCAGCAGAAGAAGCAGACAGGAAGAAUGACCCAGCGGUACAAGAUUGCCAACAAACACUGGAAGCUGCCUCCUAGGACCCCUUGCUGAUCAACCCUGCUCGCCUGCAAGAGUUCUUAUCCCCCCCUUCCUCCUUUCAGCUACUAUAAGGACAGAUGCCAGUCUAGGAAGCCAACCUCAUUUCCAGGGGCAAGGACCUUCCCGCUGCAUCAAGAUCGGCCUCAGAGCUACAAUGUAGAUAAUGGGAAGGAAAUUGCAUGUUGAUAGUGGCAUUUAAAAUUCAGACUGGUUAAUCUGUCUUCUCUUCUCAUAUUCCCCUUGCGACCCAUGCAUACAACAAAUACAUAAAUGUAAUAGUCCUCAUUAUAGAUAAUCAUGUAAUGUAGUUCCUGUAGUCCAAUUAGCAGCUGGAACACUGUCCAAGGAUUCUCUGUCAGCCUUGGUAUCAGUGUGUUGGUUAUAAUUGAAGACCCCAUCACCUUCAUUAUGCUAAUCCCAGGGGUGAGAUUUGUCAGGAUUUUUCCAGAUUUCAGGAUUUUUCAAGCAAUCUGUUUUAAACUCUGGAAAAUCCUGAGUUUACUUUCAUGGUGUGUUUACAUGUAACCUUUGAUAUUGAACACAAGACGGAUAUUUUAACCCUAACCCCCUCAGCAUUUUUUCUAGAAGGCUGACUCAACUUGUCAAAUUCCAACACCCUUUCACUGCUGGGCCGGGGGUAUACAGGUAUGUACUCAACCCAGCGGAUUCCAACAGUCCAUUUGCUGUAGCAGUACUCAGCCCAACAAACUCCAACCAUAGAGCAAAGACCAGGGUACUCCAACAGGCAGUAAACUGUUGGGUUUUGGGCUGAGUGGAGAUACUUGGUCAUACACUACGUAUAAGGAACUGGAACACUGUGUACUCAUGCCUUCAAGAUCCAACAACUGCAGGGCUAUACACAAUUUUAUUUGGUUGGGGGGAGGGCUCAGGUUUCCUUGUUUUUAUCUUUGAAUUCUCUUUAAAAAAAGCAAGGUUACCAAAUACUGUAGAGACUUGAGUCAUUCUAUUCCUUAAGUACAGGUACAGUACAUGACUAAAUGACCCCCUUUGCUUACAGGCGCACCCAUACCAGCAGCAUUAUUCAUCACACACCCAGCAGCAGGUACUGGGUAUUACCAACUAUACCCACUCAGUCCAAACCCAUCACUGCUACUGCAUCUGUACAGUACUCCUCCUGUCAUAAUCUAACACUUUGUGUAGUAAGUUUCGUGUGUACACAGAACUCAACCCAUCAAAUUUCAACAAUCUCUGUUGUAGUAAAUUGAUGGGAUGGAGAACAUUAGGGUUAAGGGAUGUCUGUUGGUAAACGUAGACCCUACGCUGCUGUGGAGCCAUGAUCAAACCCACUGGUAGUCAUUCCAUGGGUAUUUCAUUUUCGUCCAAUCUCACCCCUGUAAUCUUCAUUAGCCUAGGUCGCAGAUUACUAGAAGACAUUCAGGUGAACCUCUCAAGUAAGUAAUGAAACACAAACCCAUCCAAGUGCGGGUCCGCUCCAUUGGCAGUCUGGCAAUCAGCCCUCCAGUCAAUUUCAAGUAGAACAGGCCAUGUGAAACUGUAGAAUACAUAUUUAAUUAUCCGCGCACACUCUCUCGCAAAGUUUGAAUUGAGCCAUUAUGUAGACAGGCAUGCUCAGUGUUGGAUGACACAUGCUCCAUCCCUUCUCGCUAUUUUUAUGACUGCCCAAAGACAACGUGUUCACACAAUAAGGAUGACUGUUAAAACUUACGAGGCAGUGGAAUUUUAAUGAACACUUCAUAGUCAGUGCUGUGUGAGUGCUUUUGUGGAAAAAUGUGGACUUUCUUGGGUGGGACUCGAACCCACAACAUCCCACUUGCUAAUGGAAGCAUCCUUACCACUUAAAAGCUAACUUUGUGGAUUUAUUUUCCUCACAAACUUUUCGCUAGUGCUGAUGAUGCAGCACUUGUUAAAUACCCUGUGUUGAAACUUUUUUGCAAUUUAGUUUUUUUUUUAGCAAUUCCUGAUUGUGUAUUCUCAGUCAAAAUUCGUUCAUAUUCCUGUGAAAGGCUCGUUAUGUACUCAGAGGAAAAACAAUGCCUCUCGUAGAUUGUCCCACACUGCACUUCUGAGAGAUCGCUUAGAUAUCAGCCUCUUUUUUAUCUUGCUUUUACCCGUUCAGAUUAAGACAAAAGAAGAACUGCAUAGAGUAGGCAGUUUAUCUGAAAUAAGGGAAACUAAACGUACAAAAGGAUUGGGUAGGAAGAAUUUUUAUGAAUUGGUUUUGUUAACGUACUAGGCAGUUUGUUUUAUCUGAAAUAAGGAAAAACAAGAAUAUGUACAAUUGGAUGAGAUGUGUGUUUCUAAGUUGGUUGUAGGAAUGUACUUUGGCAGCAUGAUUGAUCUGAAAUAAGGAAAAACAAACAGACUUGUGAUUCUACAGGUUGGUUUUUGUGGCCCAUUUUUUAGAUCUGCAUUUAUUAAGGGUUAUUUUGACCUCAAUUCUGCAAGCUAGUGAUUGGAUGGUUUGUCAGUUGAUUUUUAAGUUUGUCAGUUGAUUUUUAAAGAGAGAAAAUCCUGGAGAUGUAUUUAAAAUAUUUGCUGUUCAGCAUAUCAGACCAUUUACCUCAUGUACGAUUGAGUGUUGUUUUUGAAAGUGAAUUUGCAAUGAUUUCAAGUAUUGAUGCAUGUGAUCGUUAAUGUGUAAAUCCAGCCAGACACAGCGCUUUAUGGUUUGAAGUUUUGAACAAUUUGUUUAUCUUGACUGUAGUUAGUAGAUCUCAAUCAAUCCUGUUUCUGCAGGAACCACCCAGCAGGGUUUGGUCAGGAGCAAUUUUUUUAAAACAAAUUCCAGACUGUUCGUUGAGCAAUAGGUUUGUAAAGUGAGCCUUUGGAACCUUGUGUCCACUGGUAGAGUUCUAGAACAGUAGUUGUUCAGGGAAGGUUGGUCAUGCAAUUCAUCAAGGGCAGAGAGUUAUGUUUUAAUUGUCUAGAUUGCAUCAAAUCUUUGAUUUAAGAAAAGGAUUGAGUUAAAGUCCAUUCCACUGCCAAGUGGCUAAGUUUGUUACUCGUAAGAUCAUGAGAUGAGUUUGGGUUUUAUUGUAUAAUAAGCAGUGUCGUGUUUGAGUCCAUCACAGGUCCCUUCACAAGCCCAAAGAUGCUCCAAAGAUGUUCCAAACUUUUUUCAAGUUACACGUAUACGUUCAUGUAUUGUCUAACCUGCACCCAAAGCAUACACAGGCCAAAGAAAUUGUACACGACCUAUGGAACAUUGUUUGCUGCGUUGAAAGACUGGUAGGAGUCAUCAGAUUGAACAAGCUGAUGAGAAAAAAGGCCAUGCGACUUCCUGCUGGACAAAUGCGGAUGUGGCUUUCUUUGGUGUUUUUGCCUCACUGUUGAACCUCAAUCAUUGAGUGAAAAUGUGGAAAAAUCCCCACACUGAUCUGAGCAUACAUAUGCACUGUGUAAUAACUUUAGCGUGUUAAUGAUAUCCUUUGUUACAAUUUUCCUUUCUUUAUUUGCCCAAGAUAUUGGACUUGAGAAAUAUCUGUUCACUGGAGAAUCUUUUCUAUUUAUUCCACAUUGUUGAAGAACUGGUCUUGUUAUUUCUCUCAAAUGAAACACUAAUUACGUUCUUGCACAGUCCAGUGUACUUAAUGACUGGAGAAAUUAUUUGAAAAUUUUGUAUUUUGUGUGUAGAGUCUGGUUGGAAGUUGAUUGGUCUUACACUGGGUUAUAAAAGUUGCAUGCUCAUUGCAUGGUGUCAGUUUUACUUGUAUAAAACACAACCAACUGACAAUCAUCCAGGCUAGUGUUGUGCUUGUUGAGUAUUUGUUGCCAAAUAAGUCACCUGCCACACAAAAUUGUAUUUCUAAAGUAACAUAUUUCCUGAAGUAAAACCAAGUCAAAUUUAAAUGUAUACAUUUCUUUUAGACCAAACUAAUGGUAUAAAUUAUUUGUUGAAUGUUUUGCAUGCGUGCUGCUAUGGUAUACUGUAUGCUGCUAAUUACAUACAGUGCUGGAGUCAAAAUGAAAGUCAAAAAGCUACUUGAAAAAAAAUUGAAAAGAAAAAUAUAUAAAAAAAAAAAUAGCCGUACAUUUGCCAAGUGAUUCUAGACUUUUUUUAACAUUAUAUCAAACUUUCAUGGUGUAAACUGAUUACAAUUCAGUUUCCUAAUCCAAACAUUUGUGAAGAUAUGUAAACAAUUUAAGGUAUACACAUUAGCCGUAGAUACAUGUAAGUGUAGUUUUAAAAACAAAAGUAUACAUUUUUACUACUAGUGGUAUGCCUCAUAACCAGCCACGAAGUGUGCAACAUUCAUGGCCAGGAUUACUGCACGUCUGGUGUCCAGCAGUCUGCAAUUUGCUAAGUGUGAUUUCAAGGAUUUAGCAUGACACCUUUGGAUGUACUCAUUUUAGGGUUCAUUUCACAGGUGUGUACAUGUAUAUGAUUACUGAUGUGUCUGCCCAUUGUUAUAAAGUGCUGUGGCCUUCUGUGACCAGCAUGUCCACUCCUACAGUACCAAGCUGUGAAGCCAAGUUUUCUGGAUCACAUUGUUGCAAGUACCAGUAUCCACGCUUGGAUAAAGGAAGCACUGCUCAUAUGCAUCGUUUCUUCAUGUCAUGACAAUGUGGCCUCUAAGUAGUGUAGGCGAUCUUGUUUACCUUUGUGUCCUCAAUGUUGUCAAUGCAUUGCAGCUGGCCAGCUGUGGUCAAUAUUUAUUGCAUAAUUGGCAUUUGGUGUCAGGGAGUGUUUUGGCUCAUUACAACACAGGUGAGUUCAUGGUGGGAUUGGCAGAGUAAAAAGUACUGUAGUUGUCAUGGUAACCUUCUCUUCAUGUGGUUUUUGGAGUGAAUUACAUGUUGAAGAGAACUGUCUAAUGGGCAAAUAAACCAUGCUAGUCCAAACAUUUUCAACUAAGCCCACAUUUCUUCUGCCAAGUUAGUUCCACCAAGGCACUUGACUGAAAAUGAACAAUACUUAAGAGAUGCUGCUAGCAGUCAAUGAGAUAUGAGUUCCCAGGCAGUCCACAGCGCACUGAAGAGCUGUCUAUUUUGCGAGGAUUAUUAAAAGUAGACGUCUGUUGGUUGACCAUACAGAUGGUUAAUCUCAAUGAUCUGACUUAGAGGUCUUUGGGGGCAGUAACUUAUUGUAAUGCGGUUUAGUAGAGAGAGAGACACACAAAUCUCUUCUAUAUUGAGGCUAGGCAUUGGUGACUCGGUCUGCCAGCAGUGUUUAUAUGGGUGAGUGCUUUGAUCAUUUGAGCCAGUUGAGUGGUAAAAACUUGGUUACAAAUGAGUGCAACGGAAAGAAGAAUUCAAGGUUUAAGUAUGAGGUGGACAUGUUAAGGAGAUGUUUUAUUUGACGCAUGUUAGCCUACGUGAGGGUGUGCAUCAUUAAUCCGUAGUUUCAAUUUUUCCACAUUUUAUCUUUUUCAUCUUUAAAAAUGUUCAUGUGUUCAGUUGAAGGUAUCACCGUGCAUUAAUGUUUUCACAGUUAGUUAAAAUGUGUUUGGUUUUGAUCGUGACAUAUUUUGCCAGAAAAUGACGAGUAGAGUUCAUCAAUGGAUAUGUUGGUAGCAUGACAUUUGCAAGCUUGCAAGCAAGUUGGUUUUUUUAUUCCAUGGAAUAAUUGGAUAAUACUUAAUACCACAAAGAUUGUUAGUAUGCAGCAAUUAGCAUGAACAAAUCUUUUUGCGAGAAACAGGUGGACAGACUUGGCCAAACUUGAGCCCAAAACUACCUUGGGCCAGGUGUGGUAGUUUGUGCACUUUUUAUCUCACAGUGUAUUUGUUCACAAGAAAAACAAAAUGCUGGAGUUGUCCGUGUAUAUUGGCUAUGUCACGUGUUGAGUAUAGGUAGUGAAUUGUGGACAUACAUGUAUGAAACCAGUCAUGACCAAAGAUGCCGUUGCAUUGUACAAACAUUUGCUUUUCCAAUUAAAUUAAUGCAGUCGUGUGAAAUUGGACAGCUGUUUGCAAUCAACAUGUAGGAGAUUGUUCUAAUAUGGUUAGUGUCAGCUUAGACAAGUCUGAUUCUUUCCUUAUCAUAAAAUGAUAACGAUUUUUUUUAUUGCUAUAUUGAGAGAUUUGAAAUCAUAUGGCGCUCUGUGAGGUUUUUGUUGGGGGGGUGUUUUAUGGUCCCUAAGUGGAACAUGUUGCAGCUAAAAAAAACUUAAAUUGUGAUUGACGGAUGUCCAUAAAUCAUCUCCAAUGAUGGAUGGAACCAAGCCAGUGUAUAUUACUUCUAGCAUUGGUAUUACUGUCCAAAAUAUUUGUCUAUCUCAAAUCAAAAAGUUGGGCUAUGACUUCAUUUCACCCUUCCAGUGAGCUGUGGUUUUUAGAUGUUGAAAUCCCCAUCAGUAAACUUUUUUAUUUAGGUAUUCAUUUCAGGGGUUUUUGUGAUGCAAAAACUUCAUGCUGUGUUUGUUUAAAGGUUGAACAUUGUUUAGAAUCACUCUUGAUUGAAAAAUAAAUGGAUUAUAAUGAUCACCCUUGAAA
Acanthaster planci (crown-of-thorns starfish) is the source of this 7470-nucleotide messenger RNA. RefSeq names its product tyrosine 3-monooxygenase/tryptophan 5-monooxygenase activation protein epsilon (gene ywhae). The record is from RefSeq and is a predicted model, not a curated record. NCBI's taxonomy places the organism in Eukaryota, Metazoa, Echinodermata, Asteroidea, Valvatida, Acanthasteridae.